AGAUUUGACUUGUCCUUGGAACCUACACCUUUGGAAACUCACACACCACCACCACCGUUUUCAUCAAUUUCUUAUCUUUUCUCAUUCCCUUCUCUUCUUCCUCAACACACACAAAAUAUCUCUUCCAAUUUCAAUUUCUCGUCGUCCCUCAUCAUGGCUCGUCUCGCGAUCGCUGUCGCCGCCGUGCUCCUCGUGGCCCUCUCCGCCUCCACCGCGACGGCGCGUCCCUGCAGGACCUUCAUAAUCUCCUCCUACUCGUUCCGCAACCCUAACUCCAACACCUUCGCCACCAUCACCGAGAUCCGAUCCUUCACCCCUCUCUACAUCACCGACAAACCCACCGGCAAACCCUCCUCCUCCUACGACCUCUUCUUCCCCCACGCGACUCACCUCCCUGAGCCCGAGCGCGUGAACCCACGCGCUCCCCUAGGGUUCGCCUCCGCGUACGAUUUCUCCUCCCUCCGCGACCGCACCAAGGACAUCCUCAGCGUCGCCCUCGCCCUCCUCUUCGGUGUCGGCUGCGGCGCCCUCACCGCCGCCACCAUGUACCUCGUCUGGUCCGUCUUCUCCACGCGCCACCCCACCGCCGCCUUCGACGACUUCUCCUCCGACGAAGACGAGAUCGAGAGCCCCAAGAAGCUAGGCUACGUCAAGAUUCCUGCCACCGAGACCACCGCUGCUGUCUCCACCGCUCCGGCGCCGGCCAAGGGCUCGGUAUGAGAAUGUGUCCUCCGUAACCGUAUGGUUUUCUAUGUUGAUUGUUAAUAAUUAUUAUAGGUGAAUUGAAUAGUGAAAGUGUCAAAUGGUGCAAACUUUGGCCCUGUAUCUGCGUUUAUGUUUACUUUUUAAUUUGAUGUAUUUGCGUUUUUUAGUUCUAAUUGGCAACUCUUGGUGUUUAUUAUGGUGUUGGUUUCCUGUGUUGAUUGUUUGCAAUGCUGAAACCUUGGAUAUGGAAUUGAUCGUGAUAUAUAUAGUAUCAUUUAUUUUAUUGUCA
Molecule: messenger RNA, 994 nt
Organism: Glycine soja
Lineage: Eukaryota; Viridiplantae; Streptophyta; Magnoliopsida; Fabales; Fabaceae
Exons: 1
Coding region: 154-720 (188 amino acids)
Source: RefSeq, a predicted model, not a curated record